AACGCGACAGAUCCCUGUAGUUGUUCUGUCCGUGGUGUAUGAGGACCUGUUGUUCGUACUGUGUGGCUUUCACAAGCAGCUGUUUGGCUUCGCCCCAGCCGAGACAGUCUGUAGCAAUGGCUUCAGGAACAGUGCUGAUUUAUGAUGAGGAGAUGACCACCCACAAACUACUUUGGAGUGAUCCCAUUUGUGAUAUUGAAGUGCCAGAAAGACUUUCAUCCUCCUAUGAGCAGCUUAAAUGUUACCACCUUGUGGAAAGAUGUGUCCAUGUGCCUGCCAGAGAAGGAAGCGAGGAGGAGAUCCUGUUGGUUCACAGUUCAGAAUAUUUGGAAUUGGCGAAAAGCACUGAGACAAUGAAUGAGGAGGAGCUGAAAAGAGUCUCUGAAAAUUAUGAUGCUUUUUUCUUUCACCCGAACACUUACCGCUGUGGCAGACUAGCAGUAGGAGCAACUUUGCAGCUGGUGGAUGCUGUGAUGUCAGGAAAAGGGCGCAAUGGAAUGGCAUUAGUAAGACCUCCAGGUCACCACAGCCAGAGAAAUGCAGCUAAUGGAUUCUGUUUGUUCAACAAUGUUGCUAUUGCAGCAGAAUAUGCAAAACUGAAAUAUGGACUACAGAGAAUCCUAAUUGUUGACUGGGAUGUGCACCAUGGACAAGGAACUCAGUAUAUAUUUGAAGAGGAUCCGAGGGUUUUGUACUUCUCUUGGCAUCGUUAUGAACAUCAGGAAUUCUGGCCAUCACUCAAAGAAUCUGAUUAUGAUGCUGUGGGUCUGGGAAAAGGAAAAGGUUUUAACAUAAAUUUGCCUUGGAAUAAGGUUGGGAUGGGAAAUUCAGAUUAUCUUGCUGCAUUUUUCCAUGUAUUGCUUCCAGUGGCUUUUGAGUUUGAUCCUGAAUUGGUUAUUGUCUCCUCUGGAUAUGAUUCUGGAAUUGGAGACCCUGAAGGUCAGAUGAAUGCCACUCCUGAGGUUUUUGCCCACCUUACCCAUUUCCUGAUGCAGUUAGCUAAUGGAAAGCUGUGUGUCGUCCUAGAGGGUGGAUACCACUUGAAAUCAUUGGCUGAAUCAGUGUGCAUGACUGUAAAAACUUUGCUUGGAGAUCCUGUACCUCAAAUAACUGGAGAAAUGUCACCUUGUCUAAGUGCUGUUGAAUCUAUUCAGAAUGUGAGAGCAGCACAUAAACCCUAUUGGAAAUGGUUGACGUAUGAAGACACAUCAUUUUUACAAAAUUUGAGCACCAAAUCACAUCUACUAAAGAAGGCUAAUUCAAAUCCCUCCACAGAACAUGACUCUAAGAUAACUAACAGCGAUGAUACUGUCAAAGUAGAAAGGUUUUUGGAACUGCACAUGAAAAAUAUUCUAUUUCCAGUACCUCCCAUCAAAACAGCAACAACUGAUUCUACAGGUUUAGCUCAUUUUCUACCUGUAGGUGUUCAUUUGGUGAAGGAAAUGGACAAAACUGAAAUAAAAGUUCUUGUCAGUGGCUUUUAUGCAGACCUUGUGAAAGACGACACAACUUUGCUCUCUCUUGGCAGUAUGUUGGCCAUCCUAGAUAAAAUACUUAAGAAAGAGGUACGUAAUGGAAUUGCAGCGUCACCUACACCUGCUGUUUCUGCUGCUGUUGCACUAAGACAUUCUGUUCGUUUUGGAUUUCAAAGAAAAGUGCUUAUCAUACAUAUCUGUGAGAAAGAAGAGUCUGGAAAGACCAGUUCCAAACACUAUAUUUCUCUAAACUGGAAAGAGGAUGCUGAAGGAAAUGACUUCUUUUCUGCUGUACUUGGAUUCAUUCUUCCUGUAGCAUAUAGUUAUCAGCCAAACCUAACAGUAAUAGCUGUUGGACCAAACAGGAACCUUGAAAUAAGUGGGAUUUCUCUGCUUUUUGCUUUGCUACAAGGAUUAGCUGAGUCUCGAAUUUUUGCUGUGAUCAAGGACACAGAGAUAAAAUUAUUGCAGAGUGUAGCCAAAGCAUUAGUGGGUGCUUCUCCACCUCACUUUGGAGUUUAUGUACCUCCUACCCAAGAAAAAGUAAAUAAAAUCAAAACAUUAAGAGACCAGUUUCAGCAGGAAUGGAAAAUGCUUCAGUGUUCAGGUAAGUCUUCACAUGAAAUCAGAGAUCCUGACAGUAACUGCUGAAACCCGACAAUUUGAUUUGAAAUGGAGAGCAUCACACAGUUGUUCAGUGAUUUGUGUGAAGCACACUUGACAGGUUUGCCAUGGAAAGUUCACUUGGGCAGGCAGAAGAUCAGCAAGAGAAGGGCUAAGCAAAAUCUGAAAAGGGUUGCUUAUAAUGCCCUGUUCAUAAACCUUUUUCAAGAUGAGGCUCGUAAGCUGCAAUCAAACAUUUCCAGACUUCCAGUGAAAAACAAAAUUUUGAUGCUGUCUUUCAACUUGAGAGUUGGUGGCCUGGGUGCUCAAGCAGACAGACUGGAGAAUCUUGUAGAGGAACUGGAAACAGCUGAAUGCUUACCAUUUACUGAAGUGAAUUCUGUCUUGGAUCUCUUAGUACAGCUUGCUGGAACAGGCCCUCCCCAGCUUGUACCACAGAAAAAGGACUAUUUUAUGAACAACAAAUAUGUUGGGAGGAAUGUCAAAUAUCAGGGUUAUGACUAUUAUGAUGUGAGUGUGUUUGAAGCUGACAUACAGUCUCUGAUAACAAAUGAAGAAUGUCAGUUCAACGACACAAUUCAAAAGACGCUUCAGAUAAUGGAGGCAGCCCCUGGCACUGGGCUCCCUGCCAUAGGGCUGUUCUCACAGAGCUGCCCUGCUGGGGACAAGUUUGAGAAAGAGACACGGGUCUCCCUCUUCGGUGCCCUUGUCCACAGCCGUACAUAUGAUAUGGACAUCAAGUUGGAUUUGCCACCAGUGCCUGACAAUGCAGAUUUGUCUGGACUUGCAAUUAAAGUUCCCCAAAGUAUAGAUCAGUCAGAAGAUGAGGGAUUCCAGUCAGCAUCCAAUCUGACUCCUGAUUCUCAGUCAGAGCCGAGCAUGACUCCAGACAUAGAUUUGUGGGAUGCAGUGCUUACAUAUGGACCCAGCAAACGAAGAUGUUGGGAAAGAAUUGGAUACCCACCAGGUAAAAAAGAGGAACCAUAUCUUACUGAAGCGGGGAGAGAAGCUUUUGACAAAUUUUACAAACUUCGAGAAGGGGAAUUACAACUGUUCAGUAAUACUGUACUUCAGCUUCCUCAACUUGUGCUGAUGAAAGAACCUGAACUGGUUAAGGAUGUCUUGAAUGUCCUCAUUGGUGUGGUAUCCACUACAUUUUCACUCAAUCAGGCUGCUCAGACAUUUGUGAUAAAGGAGGGGGUAUAUGUAUCUGGAACUUCACCAGAGACAAUGCACAACCUGCUGGCAGAAGUUGCAGAGUAUGGAACCUAUUACACACGACUAAGUCGUUUUUCUCUUCAGCCAGUUUUGGAUUCCUCGUACAGCAAAGGACUUGUGUUUCAGGCAUUCACAAGUGGGCUGAGAAAGUAUCUUCAGUAUUACCGAGCCUGUGUUUUGUCAACACCUCCUACUUUAAGUCUUCUAACAAUCAGCUUUCUCUUCAGAAAAUUAGGUCGUCAGUUGAGGUAUUUAGCUGAACUUUGUGGCAUAGGAACAACCACACUGGGGAUCAGUGGUGGAGCUGGUGCUUCAUUUCCUACGGGUGUUAAAUUGCUUUCAUAUCUGUACAAGGAGGCUCUGAACAAUUGUAGCAAUGAACAUUACCCAGUUCUGCUGUCUCUGCUGAAGACGAGCUGUGAACCAUACACAAGAUUUAUCUAUGAUUGGGUGUACAGUGGUGUAUUCAGAGAUGUUUAUGGAGAAUUUAUGAUCCAGGUGAAUGAGGAUUAUCUUUGUUUCAGAGAUAAACAUUACUGGACUCAUGGUUAUGUUUUGAUUUCAAAAGAAGUAGAAGAUUGUGUCCCUGUAUUUCUUAAACAUAUUGCUAAUGAUGUAUACAUAUGUGGGAAAACCAUAAACUUGCUGAAAUUGUGCUGUCCUAGGCAUUAUAUAUGUUGGUCAGAUAUACCUGUUCCUCGGAUUUCAGUUAUUUUUUCACUUGAAGAACUGAAAGAGAUAGAGAGAGACUGUGCAGUGUAUGUAGGUCGAAUGGAAAGAAUUGCCCGAUACAGUUCCAUAAGCAAGGAGGAAAAGGAUUUGCGCAUGGAAAUAGCCAAACAAGAAUUAAUUGUUCACGCUCGGGAAACUGCCAGCAAAGUACUAAAAGCCAUUAGUGAUCAGCAAAUAUCAGAACGAAUGGCUUUGGAUGCAAAGAAACGGGAACAGUUUCAGAAGCUGAAAGACCAGUUUGCAAAAGACCAAGAGCGUCGCCUUGCAAUGAAGCAGGAGGAGAUUGAUGAUGAUUUCAGCUAUGCCCGAGAGCUCAGAGAGAGAGAGAGAAGACUGAAAGCUUUAGAAGAGGAAAUGGAAAAAAAGGCAAGGCAGGAACUAAUUGACCAUUAUAGCAAACUUUCCGAUGAUGCAGCCCGUAGGGAACAAAGAACAUUAUGGAAAAUCCAGCGACACAAGUUGGAAACAGCCCGUCUUAAGUUUCUGUUAGAAGAUCAAAAGCGCAUUGAGGAAAUGCUUGAAAAACUUCCAGAUGGAAACUACAGGAGAAAAUUAGAUAUUAUUCCUUCUAAACAGUCCCAGUUGGCUUUGGAUAAAAGCCCUGUUGAGAAAGAUCCACCUUCACAGGUGUCUUCUGUGGAACCUCUGCAUUCUAAUGAGACAAUUGACAGAAAAGAAUCUGAGCCUGAACAGGAAUAUGCUCCUUCUGCUGACAAAGCACUGCCUAUGCCAGAGCCAGCAAACAGUGGUGCUGAUCAGCAUUUUCAGCAUGAAGCAGCAGGAUCUCAAAGCAGUCUCCAAAGUUCAGAGAAAGCUUGCAGUCCUCUAUGCAGUGCUGACUCCCUACCUGAAUCCAGUGUGAAUAUUGAAGAUUUCUUAUCAAAGCCACAAGAUGAACAGUCUGUUGCCAUUAGCAUACAAGGAUCUUCGCUAGAUGAAGCAUUCAGAAAUAUUAACUCAGAUCUUUCUGAGACUUCUCAAGUAAGUGAAAGUCAGCCUGUCUUGGGAGGAGCACCAGAAGGAGAAGACAAUGCACCAUUGCAUCAGCAAACAGAGUAUGAUUUUAAUACAGUCCUCAGACCAUCUGCAGCUUGGCAGGGACAUGUUAGAGUUGGAGAAAAUGUAUUUGAUGUGGAAUGCAGAAGGCCUCGGUGGAAUAUGCAUGGACAUGCAUCUGAUGCCAACAUUAGAGUGGGAGAAUAUGUACCUCAAGUGGACACUUACCAGCCACAUUCAAGCCCUUAUGGGCAUUCUUCAGACUCCCAUAUAAAAAUCAGCAGCUGUGUUUCUGAAGUUGAAUCUAGCCGACCUCGAUGGAAUAUUCAUGGGCAUGUUUCUGAAGCUCAUAUUAAAAUUGGGGAAUAUGCUUCAGAGACAGAGCCCUCAAGGCCUAGGUGGAACAUUCAUGGACAUGCCUCAGAAGCCAAUAUUAAGAUUGGUGAGUAUGUGUCAAAUGUAGCUCCUACAAGGCCUCGGUGGAACAUCCAUGGCCAUGCAUCUGAUGCCAAUAUCAAGAUUGGUGAAAAUGUGUCGGAGGUGGUCUCAGCUAGACCUCGUUGGAACACCCAUGGGCACGCGUCACAGUCACACAUCAAAAUCGGAGAACUGGUUUCAGAUACAGAGCCUUUGAAAUCCCGCUGGAGCCCAUUUGGACACGCAUCCCAGUCAAGCAUCCAAAUAGGGAAGUGGGCCCCAUCUACAGAAAAUGAUCCAAUACCUCAUCGUAAAGCCAUUUCAGGUUCUUCAUCCGACUCCACAGUGCAGACACUUCUGUACAGUGAAGAGUUAUCUCCCGCUGAAGGGAGCAGAAAGGAAGCGAAACUGUCACAAGUUAAGGAAGAAACUUUGCCACAGUCACAGAUGCCUGACAGUGUUACAGACUUUGAUGCUAAUAUUAAAGACAAUAAAGAAGAAAAUAUAAUGGAAAAGAAACAAGAAGUAAUUGCAGACGUGGUCAACAAGGACCCUUCUCCAGACUCCUCACAGAGCUUACAGGCAGAAGAACCUGAAAAAGCCAUUCCACAAGAUACUGUACCUCAAGAAACUUUAAUUUCUGAAGAGAAUGCUUCCAAGACUAAGGAACGGGAGGGGGAAGAGGAAGAUACAUGGAAGAAAGAACAAGCUUAUUUGAAGGCCUUAUCGGAUCAGUAUUGUAUUGAAAAAUAUCAAGAUAGUUAUGAUUUGAUGUCAGAACUACCAGUUUCUCAUCUCUUGCAUCAUGUGAUACCAAGAUCAUAUACUUUUCCUGUGGAUCCUACGGUGCAGUCGGCAACAGAUGAAACUGCUGUACAGCUGAGUGAGCUCUUGUCUUUGCCAGUGCUGAUGAAACGUUCUAUUACUGCUCCACUUGUAUCUCAUGUUUCUCUUGUGAACAAAGCAAUAGUUGAUUACUACUUUGUGGAGCUGAACGUAGAGAAGCAUUUUGAAGCACUGAGACACUUUUUAUUAAUGGAAGAUGGGGAGUUUGCUCAGUCACUCAGUGACCUGUUGUUUGAGAAGCUUGGAUCAGGACAGACACCUGGGGAAUUGCUGAAUCCACUGGUUCUUAAUUCUAUUUUAAAUAAAGCAUUACAGUACAGUCUUCAUGGUGAUACCCAGCUUGCUUCCAAUCUUUCUUUUGCCCUCAAGUAUCUUCCAGAAGUGUUCAAGCCCAAUGCACCCGAUGCUCUGAGUUGCUUAGAGCUAAGGUACAAGGUUGACUGGCCUCUGAACAUUGUCAUUACUGAGAGCUGCAUGAAUAAGUACAACAAGAUCUUCUCCUUUUUGCUUCAGCUGAAGCACAUGGUAUGGACUCUCAAGGAUGUUUGGUUUCACUUAAAACGUACUGCUUUAGUGAGUCGUGCAUCAAAUUCAGUUCAGUUUCGACAGCUCCAGCUGUAUAAGCAUGAAAUGCAGCAUUUUGUGAAAGUUAUUCAAGGUUACAUUGCUAAUCAGAUUCUUCAUGUUACAUGGUGCGAAUUUGGAAACAAACUGUCUUCUGUGGGCAACCUGGAAGAAAUUCACAGAACCCAUGCUGAAUACCUCAACAAAGCAAUCUUCAGGGGUCUGUUGACAGAGAAGGCAGCCCCUGUGAUGAACAUCAUACACAGCAUCUUCAGCCUUAUUUUGAAGUUCCGCAGCCAGCUCAUCUCUCAGUCAUGGAGCUUCGAUGCAGGGAAGCAAAUGGCUGUUCAUCCCAACUUUGGUCUGAUGCAGCAGUCAUACAAUACCUUCAAGUAUUACUCCCAUUUCUUAUUCAAAGUGGUAACGAAGCUUGUAAACAGAGGAUACCAACCACAUUUGGAGGACUUUCUGCUGCGAAUCAACUUUAAUAACUACUACAAGGAUAACUGAACUCUAUAUAGAGUAAGGAUGACUGAUAACAUAGUAAAACAGAAACUAUAUAUAUAUAUAUAUAUGCUUAUGAUUUAUAGAAGCUUUUGCAAAUGCCAUGCAAAGGGCAUUUUUCUUCAGUGAAAUAACCCACUAUCUACAAGCAUGAAGAAAAUAACCACCAAAUACAGAGCAUGAUGCUUAAAAAUCCACCAAACCUGCCCGUUGUUUGAUCUGCUGAAAAUUGAUGUUGUCGUUAUUGCAGAGAUAAAAAAGCUGAGUGCCAGAUCUUCACACAGAAGAGUGCAAAACUGUAUAUCUGUGAAUGUGUAAAUGUUGUAUUUUCAGUGAUGUGAAUUUCCUUCAGUGUAAAUACAUGUAUAUGAAAUAAAUUAACAGAUACUUUCUAAAACUGCA
Molecule: messenger RNA, 7778 nt
Organism: Empidonax traillii (willow flycatcher)
Lineage: Eukaryota; Metazoa; Chordata; Aves; Passeriformes; Tyrannidae
Gene: TUBGCP6
Product: tubulin gamma complex associated protein 6
Exons: 44
Biological process (GO): meiotic cell cycle; microtubule nucleation; cytoplasmic microtubule organization
Cellular component (GO): spindle pole; equatorial microtubule organizing center; gamma-tubulin complex
Molecular function (GO): gamma-tubulin binding; microtubule minus-end binding
Source: RefSeq, a predicted model, not a curated record